CAACAAGAGAGACACAAAGAACCCCCUCGCACUGCGCUUUCCAAUCCUCUCUUCCCUGUUCCAUUAUUUACUCUAUGAGAUGGUUUUGAGGUGCUCGGUGAUCGACGAGCCUCCGAAGCCUCCGCCGUCGCAGCCGCGGGCGGCGGCGGCGGCAGGGCCCAGCUUCUCGGUCCCCUUCAAGAACCCCGCGCUCCGGUGGGGCAGCACCCGCAUCCUCCGAUGCCAGCUAGCCUCUGGCCACCGCGACACCACCGACCGGCGUCCAUCCUCGGCCUCGCCUCCCCCUCCGGCGUCCCAAACCAAGAACGAUCCUUCCCUUCCUUCCAGUCGCCCGAGGCUCGUGAUCCGCAUUCCCUGCCGGACCCAGCCCAAGAAGCCGGAGAGAGACGGGCCUCCCGCUCUGCAGGAGCGGCGAGAUCGUUGCCUGGAGGCAAGGACGGCGGUCAGCGGCCUGACUGCGGUGGAGAUUGGGAGGCCGGUCUCUGGUCCGGUGACGAGAUCUCUGAGGUCCAGAGCAGGUGCCGAGGGCGACGAGAAGACGGCCAAGAAGGUGAGGCCGGCGGAGUUCAGCAUCUCGCUAUCGAAGGAGGAGAUGAUGGAGGACUUUAUCGCCAUGACCGGCGCCAAGCCCCCCCGCCGCCCCAAGCAGCGGCCCAGGCCCCUCCAAAAGAAGCUUAAUGGGAUCUUUCCUGGGUUGGAUUUGCCGGAGAUUGUCACUCCUGAUCUGUACAGGGUUUCUGAUUCCUCCAAAUGAUUUGGCCUCCGACAACUGGUUUCGUCUCCUUCGGUUUCAGAUAUCUAAGAUUCCGAACUUGUACGUUGGACUUGUUUUAUUUGAGCUGAAGCAAUAUGGUUCCUCCACAUGCCAUAAAGGUGCUUAAACAGGAACCAGAAAACGAAUCUGACGUCUAUGAACAGUUCAUCCGUAUUUCUGAGAUGCUGAGACAAGGUGUAUGGAAAUUUGAUUGCAGAUAUAAGCAUCGAAAUCUAACCAAGUUCAAGGUUAAGAGGAAACAAGGUUCUUCUUAAAGGAACCUGACUUCAAAGAUUUCUUUAGUAGUCACUCUUCCGGUGUGAAAAUUAUCCAUUAUAUUAUUUCAUGUACAAUAUCAUUUUUCCUGAUUAGCUCAGAAAUGAUUUGGCAUAUUUAAGUGUUGCCCUUGUGUAUAUUUUGUGAUCACCAUGUCAGUGUCCAAUAUCUAUAUGCUUCAAGUGAAAACUGUGGUGCACGAUAAGCCUUUCAUUAGUGAAGGCGUUCGAAGAAUGCUAUCUUUCAGAUGUGAA
Elaeis guineensis (African oil palm) is the source of this 1284-nucleotide messenger RNA. RefSeq lists its product as uncharacterized. The record is from RefSeq and is a predicted model, not a curated record. Lineage: Eukaryota; Viridiplantae; Streptophyta; Magnoliopsida; Arecales; Arecaceae.